Trematomus bernacchii (emerald rockcod) is the source of this 1785-nucleotide messenger RNA. RefSeq names its product piggyBac transposable element-derived protein 3-like. The coding region runs from base 1 to 1785 and encodes 594 amino acids. The record is from RefSeq and is a predicted model, not a curated record. The transcript is spliced from 3 exons. Lineage: Eukaryota; Metazoa; Chordata; Actinopteri; Perciformes; Nototheniidae.
AUGCCACCAGCAAAGAGAGGUCCUCAAUUCAGUGUGCAGGAUGUGAUUGCUGCCAUCCAAAAUGGAGAAAGUGAUUUUGAGAUGGAAUCAGAGGACAGUGACACUGCUAUGAGUGAAGUAGAGGCAUAUGAAGAGUGGACAAAGAAAACCAACAACCCAAUGACCCCCCAGUCAGUGAUUAUGUGGACAUCGAGCCCCAACCAAAUAAACACACCAAGCCUUGACAGGUAUCGCUGGCUGAAAAAAGAUUUUAUCAGUCCCAACACUGAUUUUUCUGGUCCAGAUAUCACAGAGGAUGUCAUUUCCCUCCACACACCACUGGAGUACUUCCAGAAGUUUGUGUCAGAAGACAUGAUUCAGGCUUUGGUAGACAACACCAAUGAGUACAGCUUUCAAAAGAAUGGAACAGCCAUUAACACAAAUACAAAGGAAAUUGAGAAACUGAUUGGCAUGUACCUGAAGAUGGGCCUAGUACAAAUGUCUGGAGUCCGUAUGCAUUGGGAGACAGACACACAGUACUCCCCUGUUUCUGAUGUGAUGUCACGCAACAGAUUCCAAUAUCUGUUGACAUCAUUACAUUUUGUAAACAUCUUGAAAGUGUCAGAGAUGGAAAAGAAAGACAAACUCUGGAAACUCAGACCCUGGCUUGAUACAUUCAGAGAGAAAUGCCUGCAGGUGGUACCAGAAGAACACAACUCUGUGGAUGAGAUGAUGAUUCCUUUCAAGGGGAAAUUCAGUAGCAUCAAGCCACACCCAUGGGGGUUCAAAAUGUGGGUGAGAACUGGAAUCUCUGGCAUGAUCUGUGACCUUGAUGUGUACCAAGGCAGUGUCGAUGGGAUACGAGCCAAGUCUGAACUUGGAUUGUCAGGUGAUGUUGUGAUGAAGCUUGCCUCCACGCUUCCAGAAUGUCAGAACUACAAGAUCUACGCAGACAAAUACUUCACCUGUGUCCCAUUGGUAGUGAAGCUCCUUGAUCGUGGAAUUCAUUAUGUGGGAACAGCCAGGCAGGUGAGCUUACCCAACUGUAACCUUGAAGACGAGAAGAGCUUGAAGGAAAAAGGGACAGGAAGCUUUGACAUCCGAGUGGAGGCCAACCACAACAUCUGUGCUGUCAAAUGGUAUGACAGCAGAGCAGUCACACUUGUGUCAUCCUUUGCUGGACCAGACCCUAUGCAGAAAAUUCAAUGCUGGGACAAAGCCAACAAAGUCUACGUAGAAGUUGAGAGGCCUUCCAUUGUGGGUACUUACAACAAGUACAUGGGAGGUGUGGAUUUGUUGGACUCGUUUACGGCCAAAUACAAGUCCCCAAUGAAAUCCCGACGCUGGUACGUGUACAUCUUCUGGCACACCAUCAUCCUUGCUGUGAUCAACGCCUGGCUCCUCUACAAACGGGACUGCAAAGCUCUAAAGAUGCCAAAGCAGGAGAUCCUCAACAGGAGACAGUUUCAGGCAGAUCUAGCAUCCUCUCUCAUUCUGGUGAACACAGUACCAACAGUGACAUCAAGGAGCCCAUUGAAUGCUCAGAAGAGACCAUCCUCAGAUGAUGGGAGUCCACCAAACGGGGCCCCAUCCAAGAGAUCCCACCCUCCACUGGAUGUACGCAAGGACCUAAUGGCACAUUUUCCAGUGAAGACAAAGAGAGGACGCUGUAGACACUGCAAUAAAGGGAGUGUGUGUUUGUUUGUGCACGGCUGGAUUUACCCGCCCUUCGCUUCCCACUGGGUCUCCCCUCACUUCCCUCACUUCCCUCCUGUUCCUCCCACUCUCUGCUCGCCGUGUCCGUAA